Symbiodinium sp. CCMP2592 is the source of this 2967-nucleotide messenger RNA. NCBI's taxonomy places the organism in Eukaryota, Dinophyceae, Suessiales, Symbiodiniaceae. The record is from the annotation of a GenBank genome assembly.
AUGCUUCCAAACGGAGGAGAAGGACCCAAUGACUCGGAAGGGGAUUUCAUCGCUCCGGAUGACACAGGUGGCCUGAUUCCAGAGCUCCUGGAAUCAGCUUCAGUUGUACGAGAAGCGUCCGGAGAAUUUGCCGGCGAAACACACGGAGAGCCGGAAGAGCUGAAUGCUCCUCUCUUGCAAGAAAGCUCGCAGACAGCAGUCUUGAACGCCAAUGCUGAUUACUUUGGCAGUGAUAGCGAGUUGUGGGACCACUCCAGUGCAGGGACCAGCAGCAGCGGCAGCGGUGAGUCCGAGGAUGUGGACUCCCUGCCAGAGGCAGUGGAUCGCAGCAAGAGGCAGGCGUUGAAAGUACGUGGCGCGGGCACGGAGUUGGCCGAGCAGAGCAGGCUGGAAGGAGGGUACUUGCUCCCAGCAGCCGAGGAGCGCGAAGAACCCGACAACAAGGAAGAGACCGAAACGAAGGAGGCAACAAACGACAUCGUUGAAUUGCCUGCAGAGUAUCGAGCGGCUAGUCGUCGACGACGUGACGGCUUGGACAUGACUGCAGUGCUGUCGAAGAAGAGGCAGCAGCAAGAGGAAUGCGCCCAAGUCUCUCGAGAGCAGCUGAAGAAAGACCCCGCAUCCGCUUUCCGGCUAUCCUGGGAAGAAGACGAUGAGUUUCCAAUCUUCUUAGUGCAGGCGACACUGGAUCAUGCGCAGCUCGAUAAGGCAGUCCUCCACUACAGAUCACUACCACCGGCAGAAUCGCGAAGAUACCACUGCUUGGUGAACUUGGCUUGCUGCCUGGUGUCCUUGAACCAGCCUCGUCCUGCCCGCGCUUUGCUGGAGCAGGCAGUAACCCUUCAACCACAUCGGGCAGCCGCACGCAUGAACCUCACCUACUGCCUCCUGAGAAUUCGAGAUCGACCCAAUGCUGUGCUUGCCAUCGAUGAGGCGUUGCGACAUGCGGAGGAUCUCAGUGCGGAUCAGCACCGGCUGCUGCUGUGGACUAAGAAGGACCUCUCGAAGACUCUGGUAUCGAAGCGUGGCACUCCCAAUCGAUCCGGUUCCGUGGCCAGAAAAUUCGGGAUCACCCAGGAGCUGCUUCGACGCAUGUCGCCGGGGGGCGGGGGCUGCUGGCAAGAGACGAAAUCUAAAGGAGGCGACCGGUGGCUGGAUGUUGACCCGCAUGGAGGCCCGGGCCCCGGGCCGGGCCCCGUGGCUCUUUGGAAACGCUUGGAAGCAGUGUCCUUCGACAUGUACGUGUUUCAGAUGCGCAAGGAGUUGGUUGCGCUGCGCAGCCAUGACACUGAAGUCACUCCGCCGUGGGGGCGGCGGUUCCUCUACAGCGAAGACUCUGAGCAAGCCAUCUCAAGCAAGAAGGCGAGGUGGCAGCCUUUGAAUCCGGAGGAGCUCGAGGCAGUGCGCAAGGCGUAUUCUGACAUGGCGAAGGUGAGAGCUGGCGAGGCCGUGUCUGACGUGGAAGAGGACGUCUUCUCCGACGAUUCCCAGGACGACGUCAUCGACAAUCGGGACAGUCAGAUUGAGAAAAAGGCUGCUCGGCGUGCUUUUGCGGCAGUGAGAACCCUGCUCCCAGCUAAGCAAGCUCUGGCAGAAGACAAGGCGGUGGCUUUGCUCCAAGCGGGCGAACUUGUGGAGGUCUCUGGCGGCCGUCAGAUCUUCCAGCAGGGCGAUCCUGCGGAUCACAUCUUCAUCAUCAUCCAGGGCUCGGUCUCCAUCAAGAUCCUGAUGCCUGAUCUCGGACCAGAUGUCAUCCCUGUGGAGACCCUGUAUGAUGGGCAGGUCUUCGGUGAUGCGAAGGUUGCUGCUUGGAGGGACGCGCAGGAGGGUCCUCCCCGGCGCAAGGCAGGGGCGCAUGCUCAGGAGGCACGUGACGACUUGCGAAUAUGUGCAGGAGACUAUCGCCAGGCGAUGGGCUUGCUGGAUCACGGGAAGGAUGCCGCCAAUUCCAGGACCGCUCUGAGACAGGAAGCUGAGAAAGUGCGCAACCGAACGGCCAGGGAGAAUCAGAAGGAGGAGACGCUGGAGCAGGACGACCAGGCAGCAGCAUUGCUCCCUGAUGUACGACGGAAGGUGCAUGCAUUGGCAAGUUCACCACUGUUCGAGGGGGCGAACAUUAACAAUCUGGCACUCCUGGCUUCCAACGUGGAGGAGAUAGUCUUGCGGUAUGAUGAUGUCUUCCUGGAGAUUGGGCAGGCGCUUCAAGCUUGCUUCCUGAUCUCCGGUGGCUAUGUGAGGGUGUCCGUUCCGGUCAUAGAUCAGGAUGCUUGUAUGGGCAGCCUCGAAGAUGCUUCCCGCAUCCUUGGGAUGGGGCGUUUGCCUGGAAGCCUGGAUGGGAGUGCACAGAGUGGCUGGUCGGAGACGCCUCGGUCUAGACCUGGAUGCAGCCCGCGCUCGGGCAAGCCCAAGGCGAAGCAAGACCUGCCAAGUCGGUUCCGACUGAAGAGCAGCGGUGAGCUUCCUGUCUUCCAACUUGGAGAUCGACCGCUGCUUCUUCCACCAACGACGCAGAGCGCGUCGGUGGCCAGUGGAACGCCGAGGAAAGGUACCCGCUUGACACCUCGAAGGCCAGGCACACCACGUCGUGGAACACCGUGGCACGAGGCCCUUCGCCAGAAGCGUACGGCCCCUUUCCUCGGAGUUGCUCCAUCAGAAUUGGAGUUGUGCCAUUUGCACGUGGGAGAGUGCUUUGGACUUGCGGCUCUGUAUGAUCCGAAAGGCGAGUGCCCGUACCCAUCAAAAUGCGAGGUUCGAGUACAGAGCAGCGAAGCAAGGAUUAUGGUGCUGACGAAUGGCAGCUUGCUCUACUUGAACGAGACACUGGCUCGUACGUUGGUAGACAGGGCCAAAGAGAAGGGAGAUCCGGUUGCGCCGGCACUGCAAGAUAUCAAGCGGGAGCGAACACAUCGUUCACGCUGGACGAUGCAGAAGCUGAAAGUGCUGGACAGGAUAGUCAUGCAUGAGUGA